UUUACCCGUCUUCACCUUUCACAUCAACAUAAACCAGCAAAGAGUGAGUGACUCUCUGUGACUGUUUUUCGCAGCAAUGGCGUUUUCUUCAUCAUUCCAUGAACGACUCGAACAAAUGGACCGUACUCGAAUUCAACGUCUCUCCUUACUCCAGGCUGAGAAAGAUUUGCAAGCUCACAAAUCUCGUAUUCUAGCCGCAAAGCUUGCAAAUAUCAGAGCCAUGGAACAGAGGUGCUUGCUGUUUGAUCGUAAAAUAGCGUCGCAGAAUUUCAAUAUUCUGUCUCUUAAAUCUCAAAUUGAGAAUCUCGAAGCCAAAUAUGAUUCCCUCUCGCAAGAACUUAGGUCAAUGCAGAACGAGGUGGAGGAGCUUGAAGAGUUGUGCAAAACGAAAGAUGAAUUUUAUGAAGCAAAGACGAUGGAAAUGAAGGAAUUCAAGGAAAUGGCUUAUAACUUUGUAGUGAAAUGUGAAUUGGAAGUUCAGAGUUUGAGGAAUGAAGUCAAUGAGCUGAAGUCUUCUUUCAUGGAUCUUAAAGGCAACAAAAGGAACUCAUGUAAUUCGGAGAUAGCUGCUGCUGAAGCGAGAAGGAUGAGAUUAUUGGCCGAGAAGGAAAAUGUAUGUAGAAAUGUUGAUUCUAACCAACAAUUAAAAGCACAGUUGCAAAAGCAGCUUCAGAGUAUUCUGUGACACCAGCAAACUCAAGAUAAGGGAAUGGACUUGAAGACUACCUAGCUGUAGACUUUGUAGUAGUAACUUUAUGUUCUGAUUACGCAACCCAUCGUCACUGGGUAUAACUCACACUUCAUUCUUAGUUCCUUUGUUUCAGCUUUUAGGGGCUUAGCCAUUAAUUCAAUAGUAUUAGUAUAGAAAAAGAAAGAAUGUUCUGUUGACACUGGUCCGGAAGAGAGACAGACCGAGUCAGCUAAUCCGUGUGAGCAAAAGUUUAGCAUUAGAA
Molecule: messenger RNA, 953 nt
Organism: Vicia villosa (hairy vetch)
Lineage: Eukaryota; Viridiplantae; Streptophyta; Magnoliopsida; Fabales; Fabaceae
Exons: 4
Coding region: 77-685 (202 amino acids)
Source: RefSeq, a predicted model, not a curated record